Messenger RNA from Trichechus manatus latirostris (Florida manatee), 1329 nucleotides. It is a transcript of the gene UNC119, whose product is annotated as unc-119 lipid binding chaperone. Bases 42 to 833 code for a protein of 263 amino acids. The record is from RefSeq and is a predicted model, not a curated record. Gene Ontology annotation, molecular function: lipid binding. Lineage: Eukaryota; Metazoa; Chordata; Mammalia; Sirenia; Trichechidae. Gene Ontology annotation, cellular component: spindle pole; centrosome; intercellular bridge. Gene Ontology annotation, biological process: nervous system development; lipoprotein transport; mitotic cytokinesis. The transcript has 5 exons.
CGGUGGCGGCGGCAGCAGGCGAGCCUCGGGCCCGCGAGGCCAUGAAGGUGAAGAAGGGCGGCGGCGGGGCCGGGACGGGGGCGGAGCCCGCUCUAGGGGCCUCGGGCCCGAGCGUGGAGCCCAAACCGGAGCCGAAGUCGCAGGCGGAAUCUGAAUCCGGGUCCGAGUCGGAGCCGGAGGCAGGCCCGGGGCCCAGGCCGGGGCCGCUGCGGAGGAAGCAGCGGAUUGGGCCAGAGGACGUGCUGGGACUACAGCGGGUCACCGGCGACUACCUGUGCUCCCCUGAGGAGAAUAUCUACAAGAUUGACUUCGUCAGGUUCAAGAUUCGGGACAUGGACUCAGGCACUGUCCUUUUUGAAAUCAAGAAGCCCCCAGCCUCAGAGCGGUUGCCCAUCAACUGGCGGGACCUGGACCCCAAUGCUGGGCGCUUUGUCCGCUACCAGUUCACCCCUGCCUUCCUCCGCCUGAGGCAGGUGGGAGCCACAGUGGAGUUCACAGUGGGAGACAAGCCGGUCAACAACUUCCGCAUGAUUGAGAGGCACUACUUCCGCAACCAGCUACUCAAAAGCUUUGACUUCCACUUUGGCUUCUGCAUCCCCAGCAGCAAGAACACCUGCGAGCACAUCUACGACUUCCCCCCACUCUCGGAGGAGCUGAGUGCGUGGGCAGGGCCUCACGAGCGUGGGGCGGGGGCACAGACCAAGCUGACAGAGGGUGGGGUCAGCGAUAUGAUCCGUCACCCGUACGAAACGCAGUCUGACAGCUUCUACUUCGUGGAUGACCGGCUGGUGAUGCACAAUAAAGCUGACUAUUCCUACAGUGGGACGCCCUGACCACACACUGCCCCCAGCCCCAGGAGGCUCUGGACCUGGGCCCUGAGCCAUGGCCUCCCCAACACUCACCUCUCAACCCCGGGUCUUCUGCUUGAGGAGUGCUCCAGGGCCCUCCACCCUGAAUCAGUGUUGGGAGGGAGGGUGACUGAUGUCCUCAGUCCAAGCCUCAUGAAGUCCAUGGGGUGGGUGGUAGGGGGGCUGUUUGCCUCCAUGUCCAAUAAGGCCUCCUAUGAGAGGAACAACCAGGACUUCCGACAGCAUAGGUGGGCCCUCUUGGGCCCAAGUUUCAGAAUAGUGCUCCCCUACCCAGGCUGUGACUAAGUCAGAGCAGGGAUCCCUCUGCCCUGACUGCCACCUCACAGACAAAGAUCCUUGGUGGGGUCUGGCUUCCAGACUUCCCAAUGGAGUCUGGGCCCUGGCCCCAGCCACCACCAUCAGGGGCUGAGACACUGCCUGAGGUGUGGGAGGCACCAGUUGCAGCCUGUGUAGGGGCUGG